UGUUGAUAGCGCUAGCGCUGUGAUGGGUGGCUCGACUCUGCGGUCAAGAUCAAAUUAAUUGUGCAUUCAUCUUUUGGAACCAAAGAAAGCCAAACUAACAACCAAACUAAAGUUUCAUCACUUUGGAGACCUACAGUCCUCUUGAAGGGCAAACAACAUGAGCCCAAUACCGAAAGCUAAUGAGCCUGGCAACAACCCCCAGUCAACAAAGGAGGCAGAGGACGAGUUGGAGCCACCACCCCAGGACUACAACUCAGUCUUGAAUGCAGGUGAUAUGAGCAGCGAGGAGGAAGACAGUGAUGAUGGUGGAGGAGCAGAGACAGGGGGAGGUGCUCAGUAUGGGGGUUAUCAACUUUUGAUGCAGGACCAAGAGCAUGAUGAUGAUGAAGCUGAAGAUGAGGAUGACAAAGAGACAGCUUCAGCACAACCCAAACCGAGUGCUGCCACAGGAAGCCUGGAUGAUGAGCUUGAAAAAGACAUGCCUCAUGCAGCAUAUUCCCAGUACAGUGAAACCUGCACAAGCACAGACCCCACCAAGCCUAACCUCCCCAUUCAUCUUGCCAAACUCCUUCCUUCGGCCACCCCCGCCCCAGACGCUGCUAGCCAGGUCGCACACACCGAUACACAACAGACACUGGAGCAGAGGAAAGAAGGGAUGGCCGCGGAUGACCAGAUCCGAGCUGCUAUGGCCGGGAUAUCUUUACCGACAGCAGCCAUCCCGACCUGGGCAAGGGCCGUGGAUGAGAGCAACUGGAAAGAGCAGUUGGUUGCUAGGAUACAAUGUAAGCAUGAGAAACAGCCGCUUAGGCCUGGGAAUGCAGCUCAGGCGAAAGGAACUGGUACAAAAAGAUGAUUUAGAUGCAAUAUCCACAGUGAACAUUUGUACUCCUGGGUAUGGUUUGAACAGGUUUGAUUGUUAACCCAUUGCCUACAGGAACUGAGUGGAUCCUACAUUCAGUCUAUGGGACUGAGGGAAUUCCACAGGCAACAGGUUAAGAGUGACUGUGAUUUAUAUGGCCAAAUCUGUGAUCUCAAAGUCUGCUGGCAUGUCUUGUGUUUUCCCCAAGAAACAAAAAUGUAUGUAUACAGUAGGCUUGUGGUAGCACCAUGUGAGAGAGAGGGAGGAUUGGGGAGUCCUGAAAAGCACUCUUGGUAAUCUUUCUUGAGUGUUUGUUAAGAGUGACUGUGAUUUAUAUAGCCAUCUCUGUGAUCUCAAAGUCUGCUGGCAUGGCUACUGGCUAGUGUUUCCCCAAAGAAAUAAAAAUGUAUAUAUUACAACAAGUAAAGCAAAGAGGAGCUUCCUAAGAUCCUCUGCUGCAACCAUGGCUUGUUUAUAAAACAACUCUUUUCCAUUCCUCACCAAAGAAUAUGAUGAUUAAUGCUUGACCCUGUUAUUGACCCCAUAUUAGAUGGUGUUGUUAAAAGUGGUAUGAGACAUGUCAAGUGAAAUUUAGGUCUAAUUGUGACUGUCCACAGAGUUCAGUGAUGCAAUCAAGACUUGGGAAUCCUUAGGCGGAAACUAACAAACAGACUUUGGUGACAUUAGUUUUGCAUUAUGUGUCCAGGUCAGAACAGAGAUAUCUAAUGCAAAACUUAAGAUCUGCCAUGGGUGCAAUCAGUCCUGAUCAGUGUUGUAAUAUCUCGGUUAUCUGAUUUUUGUUUUCCUUUAUUCAACUCUUGUGCGUGUGUAUUGGGUUUUUACAGACGUGUAUCAAUCAGAUAUGAUUAUUUACGUCUGGGGACCGACCUUAAAACGUCGCCAUCCAAAAGAUGUGACUCAGUUUCGAGCCUGCGUCCUAGCUGAAUCAGUUUGUAACUUCCACUGGUAGCUGGAUUACAGGCGCACCCAAAAACGCCUAGUUAAACUUGUUAAACUUGGUGUUUUAUUCAAACUAUUUUGUUGAUUUAAGACACCUGAAGCUAAAUGAAGCCCAACUGUGAAGAAAAUGGGCUAAAAUUUUACACAGAUGUAUUCUUCAGUAGCAUCUUACAACAAAUUUGAGUAACAUACAAUUUCAGAGGUCUUUAUAAUCAUUUUUUUUUUUUAAUUCUCACGGACAGAGAGAGAGCAAAAGAGAAAGUGAAAGAAAUGAGCACCACUUGUCCUAGUGCUUUCAUUCUUGAUGGCAAGGCCAUUGGUUUUGUAGGAAAUCAAAUGUACAUGUAUGUAUAUUGUAUAGACGGGAAUCAGUAAUGCCAAUUUUUUUUUGAUGAUUGUCUUUUCCUUGCCUCUGUUAUCAUAUAGUAUGGUGGUUUUAUACAAAUAACAUACAAUGCAUAUUCCCUCUGUACAUUGUAUAUUGUAAUUAGUUUCUAAUGAGAAGCAGAAAACCCAUACCACAUAACAGGUUUUCAAUUUCCAUGUUCAUUCUUAAAAUACCUAAAGGACUGCUGGGCUUUAUUUAGAGCUGGGAGUCACACCAGGCCUGGUCACUAAAACCUUCUGGUUUAGUAUUCAGGUCCUCUUCCAGUCCAGGGGGUGUUACACAAAGACUAAGAUCAAAUAUAAGUUGGACUUAACUAUUGCAGGCCGUUAUUGAUCUCUGAAGGGACAGACAAAACAUGCCCACAAAUCUACAGAAUUUACAUUUUUUAUUAUUCAUUAUUGAAGAAAACAAAUUUAUCCAAGAUCAUAAUGGUGAGAGCAAACAGUUGCAUGAACUGUCUGCCAUAGUUAAAUCCAACUUAAAGUCGAUCUUAGUCUUUGUAAAACACUCCCCAGGCUUUUUUUCCAUAAGUUCUAGCAUUAGCUUGAUGCAAAACUCAAAACCUCUCUGUGAUAGUACAUUGUUUUUAAUUAUGAAUAGAACAUUCUUGAAAUCAGUAAGUGCAUUUCUCGCUUCCAACAGCAUUAUUGAAUGAUUGCCAAGACAUUUGUGCCAGGUUUGAAUUUGAAAUCUUUCAGUUAAACACCAAGUGAAUACCACUAUGCCACUAUUAUAUAAUCGUAAAUGUAAUGUUGAUUAGUCAUAGUGAAACUGCAUUCCAUCUCAGACAGAACUUCCCAUCAGUCGUUCUGAUUUGCUUUAAGAUGGCGUAGUGAAUGGGACGCUCAUCUAUAAUAGUCACCUCAAGUAUAGAGUUUUGCUAUCCAUUCAUUAUAAUUUCAGUUGCAUAAACUAAAAUAUAAAGAAAAAAAAUCAAAGAACUUCAAAUUUUACCACAAAUUCUUAUCUACAUGUAUGGGCUGUAUGAGAUGCAAAAUAGAUGCUAAAAUCUGUAUUCUGUCGCCUAUCAGAAAUUAGACCACGGCUGUCAUUUCUUUGCAAGUAAAGUGCAUUGUAAAGUAUACAAAAAUGAUUGCAGUAGUCUGUGUUGAAAGAUUGUACACAUAUUCUUGGGCAUAUAUUGGCAACAACGAUGGAAAAGAAAAAAAUUGUUGCUCCCUUUAUCUUGACACAUUUUUGUAUCUACAAAUUUUGCACCAUUUUGAUUUUGCCUAUUGAACAGAGAAACGUAUAUGAGAAGGACAGCAUUCAAGGUACAUGUAUAUUGGUUGGAGCAACUCAUAUGUUGCAUGAAGAUUUAUACCAGAAUAAAUUCGAAAUCAGAGAUAGCUAUUAGCUAGCUAUUUGCAUCAUGCCCUUAAAAUGUGACUUCAGUUCAGAAUUGAAGAAAAAUGCAUUCCACAUGAAAAUCUGUGAUCUCUAUUGAGAUAAAAACUU
This is a messenger RNA of Strongylocentrotus purpuratus (purple sea urchin), 3665 nucleotides long. RefSeq lists its product as uncharacterized. The coding region runs from base 158 to 853 and encodes 231 amino acids. The record is from RefSeq and is a predicted model, not a curated record. The transcript is spliced from 5 exons. NCBI's taxonomy places the organism in Eukaryota, Metazoa, Echinodermata, Echinoidea, Camarodonta, Strongylocentrotidae. Gene Ontology annotation, biological process: spermatogenesis.